GGAAAAAAAGAGAGGAUAAAAAGCACUAGCCGUCCGGUGAUACGGCAGUUUUGGACUAAUCAUUGACGAGCUUUGAAUUUCAUGGCCGCCGUGCCCUCUAAUGAAGUUGUGCUGGAGGAGCUGAGACAUGGAUUGGCGCAGUUUGAGCUGGUUGCUUCUCUAGUUGCUUCAGUUUCUGCUUCCAGUUACAGGCCUCAGCAAAGAGGCCUAAACCCCUUUCAUGUUUUCUCUGGUGCUUCUGGUCAUCAAUCAUUUGCUAGAAUAGGACCCUCACUAGGUGGAGGUUCGCCAGCUUUAAAGAAAGUAGAACGUUAUUCAGUACAGAGAGUAACAGGUGAUGGCCGCUGUAUGUUUCGUGCUCUGGUAAAAGGGAUGGCUUUCAACAAAGGUGUGAAACUUAACCCUCGAGAUGAAAGAGAGGAUGCAGAUGAAUUAAGAAUGGCUGUAAAAGAGGCUCUUUGUGAUGAUGAGAAAGAGCGUCUUAAAUAUGAAGAGGCCUUGAUUGCCAUUACAGUUGAGGAGUCUUUGAGACAAUAUUGCCAACGCAUUGGACGAUCUGAUUUCUGGGGAGGAGAGUCAGAGCUAUUGGUAUUAUCAAAGUUGUGUUGCCAGCCAAUUACGGUAUACAUACCAGAACAGGAGCAUGGAGGAAGAGGCUCUGGUUUCAUUCCUAUUGCAGAAUACGGAGCUGAGUUCCGUAAAGGUUCAAAAAACAGAAAGGCCAGGAAAGCUGUGAGGCUUCUUUAUAGUGGUCGGAACCAUUAUGACCUACUUGUAUAGGAUCUUUGUAACAUUCAACAGAGUUUGAGCAAUGCACAAGUUUCUUACCAAGAGCUGCUAAAGCCAAAGGGGAGUUUGUGAAGGUUCCUAGUUGUGGCUAGAACCAUUCUGCACAUUUGAUAAUUUUGCCAGCGGCAUAGAAAUUUUGAACCGAAAUGUUGAUGAUACAAACUUGUUAUGUAGAUGUAUUUCCUGAGCUUCAUAACUAGUAGUAAUUGUAAAAGAAAAACUGAUUUUUAGAUUGUUCAUGUAGGAGACAAUUUAUGAAAUUCUCAUACUUGAAUUUUGUUCAUUGUUUUAUGAAGUGUUUCGUUAUUUCA
This is a messenger RNA of Nicotiana attenuata, 1100 nucleotides long. RefSeq names its product OTU domain-containing protein At3g57810. The record is from RefSeq and is a predicted model, not a curated record. Gene Ontology annotation, biological process: endoplasmic reticulum unfolded protein response; protein deubiquitination. Gene Ontology annotation, molecular function: cysteine-type deubiquitinase activity. The transcript is spliced from 8 exons. Lineage: Eukaryota; Viridiplantae; Streptophyta; Magnoliopsida; Solanales; Solanaceae. Bases 82 to 780 code for a protein of 232 amino acids. Gene Ontology annotation, cellular component: cytosol; nucleus.